GGAAACACGCCUCUUCUCAUUUAUACAACAUUACUGGAAAGACUUCAGGAGUCGGUCAGCGGCGCGCAUAAAGGCUUCGCAAACUUCCCACAACCAUUUUUUUUUCAUAUCAAUGAUAUUUCUUUUUUAAUUUUCUGGACUUACACAACUGCAGAAAUGACUCUACCAUACUCCCAAAGCGUGACAACACUUAAAAGAGUGACCGUCGAGGAACCGAGCACACGGACUGUCUUGACAUCCACUCCUGUCGGGAUAAGCGAUAGUUCGACGACUUACCGAACGGUAAACCUCGCUGAAGCUCAGCUGCAGCCAUCCAGUCCUGUCGGGAUAAGCGAAGGUUCGACGACUUACCGAACGGUAAACCUCGGUGCAACUCAGCUGCAGCCGGUCCAGUACAUUAACAGCCAAAUGGAGGGGAACGUGAUGUACGGGGGCGCGCGUUACCUGGUGCCCGUGCAGCAGCGGCCCGCGGAGUCAUACGUGUACCUGAGUCAGGCGCCGCGCGUCAUGCAACAAGUGUACUUACAGAACGUUCAGCCCAUCAGCGUUAGCAGCGUCGACGAGACCGACGUCUACAGACAAGUAAACAUAAAUGGACAAACGUCUGUCUGCAGCCAGUUAUCCAGUCCAGUCAAGAGCCCUGAACCAUCUGAGUCGGAGUUGGUGGAGAGUUCAAGCUUUCGGGAGGAAGUCGUGGACUUAAGAGAAAUAAAGAAUGGCUUCUCGACUGAGAUCAAGACCGAGGUAAUCGAGGUGGAACCGGUCGCCAAGCUGGACAACCGCUUCUUUGGUGAGCUUCUUGCCGAGGUUUAUCGCAAGAACUCCGAUAUUCACACCUGCAUCUCCGAGCAUGUGGCGAAGAUCCGGGGAAGGAAACACCUUCUGGACCCCACCAUUGAUUACAAGGUGGAAAAAGAAGAAAUAGAGAGUCUUAUUCCUAAAGGAGUGUCCGAACUGACUAAGCAACAGAUCCGCUACCUGCUGCAAACUCGUGUGACGGCUGAUAAGACAAUGCGUCUGUUGAUGGCCACGUUCAGCAGUCUGCGAGAGGAGCUAGUGCAUAUGCAGGAGGAUCUGAGGCGUCUGGAGAGUGAGAAGGAGGAGCUGGAGAGAGAUCUGAGCUUUAAGGCAGAUCAGGCUCUGCAAUAUGACAGACUACUGGAGACCGUACGUGAGCACAACAGACAACUGCAGGCGGCUGUGAAGGAAAGUAACAAUGCUCAACGUACUCUAGAAAGUCAGCUACUGACCUUCCAGAGCAAAGACCCCAACAAAGACUUCCGCAUCAAAGAACUGGAGGGCAGCAAGAGAGCCCUGGAGCAGGAGAAUGAGCUACUCAGGAAGAAGUUGGCAGGGCAGUGCAGUAGUUCCACUGUCCAAAUCAAAACACAGGAGCUGUCUAGAGAGUAUGAACAGAUGCUGAAUGAUCUACGGGCAGAGAAGGACAAAGAACUCAAGAACCUGCGGACUCAGCUUAUAAAAAUCCAGACCGAGCGCACCAUAACACACACCACUGACAGCACCUUGGAAUUGCGCAUCACUGAGCUCCUGUCCAAACUGGAGCAACGUGAAAGCGUCAUCAGACACCAGGAGGAGGAGAUCAAGCGACUCAAACAGCAGAAGGUUGACAACUCCAGCAGUACAACGAGGACUGUUGUUACCAAGAGAUACAUGAACCAGUACCCUAUACUGGGUCUGCUGAGUGACGAUUACCAGUACACACCACCCAUUAAAGAGGACAGGACCGUCGUCAUUGAGAGAACAGGAGAGGUCACCACACGACUAAUCUAGAUUGAAUGAACAGGAAGAAGAAGAUUUAGAGGCCUCUGCAUUUUCCCCGUCCAAAUCUCAUUCCCUCCCUCUCUCCCUGCAUGCCGCCCUCUUCCCAGUGGCGCCUAUUGGUGACGGUGGCACUUUUAGUGUUUAGGCUUUAGAAUUGGAUAAUGCUGUAUGAAGUAUGAACCAAGAAAAGCAUUUAAUGACACAAAAUCUUCCAGAAACAUCUUGUUUAUUACGAUAUAGCAUGACUACUGAUAUUUGUGUGUCAUCUCUUCAUAUGAUGCACCACAACCUCUAGUCAAGGAUGUAAAUAUUUGGAGAGAAAUGACUUGCAAGUAUCAUAAACCUUGACUGGAAUGAAAGAAAGUUAAGCAUUGUCAGUAAUGUAAAAGGUGAUUGCUGGUUUUCUUAUUCAUUUGGGUACAUUAAUUAUGCUAAUUUUAUUCAGUUUUUUAUUCUUAUGUCACAGAGGUGAUGCUCUAUAUAGAAAAUGAUGCAUAAGGUAAUAGUGGUCGACCGAUACAUGUUUUUCAAUGGCCCACGCAGAUAUCUGGAGAGCAGGAUGACCCACUAAAUACAAAAAGUUUGGGGUCAGUAGCAUUUUCUAAUGUUUUUAAAAGAAGUCUCAUCAAGGCUGCAAAGCAUAUUUGAUCAAACGACAUUAAAAACAUUGUGAAAUAUUAUUACAUUUUUAAAUGACUGUUUUCUAUUUGAAUACAUUUUAAAUGUAAUUUAUUCCUGUGAUGGCAAAGCUGUAUUUACAGCAUCAUUACUCCAGUCUUCAGUGUCACAUGAUCCUUCAGAAAUCAUUUUAAUAUGCUGAUUUGCUGCUCAUGAAACAUUUAUUACCAAUGUUGAAAACAGUUGUGCUGCUUAAUAUCGUUGUGGAAACCAUGAUACUUUUUUCAGGAUUCUUUGGUGAAUACAAAAGUCAAUAUUUUAUUUGAUAUUUUUCUUGUAACAAUGUAAAAUGUUUUACUCUCUUUUGAUCAAUUUAAUGCAUCCUUGCUGAAUAAAAGUCUACAUAAAAAUCUUACUGACCCCAAACUUUUGAAUGGUAGUUUACAUAGAAAAUGUACAUGAGAAACACAAAAAUGUAAAAAUAAAUAAAUUAAAUGAAAGUAAAAAAAAGAAGAAAAAAAAAGAAAAAUAUUUUAAAAAUAAUUUUUUAUUUAUCUGUUUACAAAGCUGUUGGAUAUUGUAAGUAACACAAGGGGGCGCCAACACAGUUAUCAACCGAUGGCAGAUAGCUGUUUUUUUUUACAAUCACUAGGACCCAUUUCUCAAUACUUGGGUGACUUUUUCAAAACUCUUCACACAGUAAUCACAACAUCAGUCUAUGUGGGCUAAACUGUGGAUUAUUUAUCAUUGCUUUGGCACAAAAUGCAUUCAAUGACUACAUCUUUCAAAUUACAUGAAUUAUUUUCUCGCACAAUUACUGCCUAAACUCUGUGUACCUGGCCAAUUUGCACAUACUCUUUUCAAAGCUGUUAAACUUAAGUCCAAACCUUAGCAUAAUAAAAAAAAUGAAUAAGACAGAAAUCCGCUACAUUUCUACAUUAAUACCAUAUUGAAAUAUAUUAUGAAUAAAAAAAAUAAAAAAAAUUCAAAUCAAAUACUAUAUAUAUAUAAAACUACAAAAGCUUGAACAGCUACACAAGUGUUGUCUUUCAAUUUGAAUUACCAUCUAAAGAAAACUUGGGAAUAAUUUUUACUGUAAUCUAAACAUGGAUCAUGUAAUAUACAGCAGUGAAUUCUAAACAGCAGAGAGUGUCAUUCUUGUUCUGUAAAGAAAUUUUACAUAAGAAAACAUUGUAUAAUGCUACAUGGCAUUGUUUUAUAAGUGCAAAAGUGUUUGUUGGGUGAAAAACUUUGCAGGUGUUAUGGAAGAAUGAGUUGAUUUGAGACAUGUCACAUGUAUGAAGUGUUUUGGUAGUUUUAGUGCAUUUUAAAUGUGAAAUCAACUGCUGUUGCCAAGUUGAAAGUUGGUUAGGAGAACUGAAGAGUUUUUUUUUUUUUUUUUAAACGUAAGUAUUGAGAAAUGUGUCCUAGCGAUUGUAAAAAACUAGCUCUGGCUGAUACAUCGGUAGACCACUUAUAUGUAAUGUAAGCUGGUGAUGGGUUUUACUGCUUUAAAGUGGUUGAUAGCGCAUGGGGUAACAGUGAUUGGUGUAAGCUAUCUAAAUUCUCACAGCUAUACUGUAUGUAACUUCUUUUUUUGUUUGUUUUUUAAUCUAUCAAAUGGUCAAUUUUAGCCUAUGUAAACAUUGGUUGUUUUAAAUAAAGUUAAUAAACAUAAAAACCUCCAUAAACAUUUCUGUUUUUAUAGUCUGAAACUGCUGGGAUGUUUUUGUCAUGGUACAUUGAAUCUAUUUCUACAGAAUCUGCCUGUGUUUUUACACACGAAAGGACAUUUUUUGAUGUGACUACAGAAAUUCUCUUGAACUGUAAAGAAAAUGAUGUUUGAUGUUAAAUCCAUCUUUUUUUUUAUCUGAAAUGUGCCCUUUCAAAUUAAACUUCACAUUCAAAUUAAACUUCACAUGCAUCUACAGCAUGUAUCUCUUUUGGAUGAAACUCUACAUCUUGUAAAUGUUUGUGCUUGAAAUAAAGAAUAUUGUGACCUCUUGA
Ctenopharyngodon idella (grass carp) is the source of this 4407-nucleotide messenger RNA. RefSeq names its product POF1B actin binding protein (gene pof1b). Gene Ontology annotation, cellular component: adherens junction; bicellular tight junction; actin filament. The record is from RefSeq and is a predicted model, not a curated record. The annotation marks the transcript as partial. The transcript has 13 exons. Gene Ontology annotation, biological process: epithelial cell morphogenesis; actin filament organization; bicellular tight junction assembly. NCBI's taxonomy places the organism in Eukaryota, Metazoa, Chordata, Actinopteri, Cypriniformes, Xenocyprididae. Gene Ontology annotation, molecular function: actin filament binding.